CAUUCCCAGCGUGCAGCUCAGCAAGGGGUCCGUCCUUCUCUGUCACUGUCUCUUUUGCCUGUUGUAAUUCUGUCUGCCUCUCUGGGACUCUGCCUGUCUCACUCUUUCUGUCUGUGCCUCUCCUCACUCUUGUUCUUUCUGCCUGAAUCACAGCCCUCAGUUUUUCUGUCCUCAUGCAUUUGUCUUUGUGGCUCUUUCCGUCUUUCUGCCCUUGACACCAUCCCCUCUCUCAGUGCUUUCCCUCUGUUUCCAGAUCGCUUCAUGACUUAGGCAGGGAAACAGAGGCCAGGGCCUCUUUCCUGGCUUCCCUCUGCAUCUUACUGAGUAUGCAGGUCGGAAGAGCCUCGGGUCAUGCCUCCGCGGGUGGCCUAGAGCCAAAGGAAGGCGGAGCCCAUCGGGGCGGGAUUGGCCCUUAGGGCCACCUCAUAAAGCCUGGGGCGAGGGGCACGACGGCCUUGGGAAGGAGCCCUGUUGGGGCUGUUCGGUCCGACAGACCUCACAGCCUCAGUAGGGGAUCUGCAGUGUCAUGCCUGGGAGCCCUUGGCCCGCGCCGAGCUGGGUGCUGUUGCUGCGGCUGCUGGCGUUGCUGCGGCCCACGGGGCUGGGUGAGGCAUGCAGCUGUGCCCCGGCGCACCCUCAGCAGCACAUCUGCCACUCGACACUUGUGAUUCGGGCCAAAAUCUCCAGUGAGAAGGUAGUUCCUGCCAGUGCAGACCCUGCUGACACUGAAAAAAUGCUCCGGUAUGAAAUCAAACAGAUAAAGAUGUUCAAAGGGUUUGAGAAAGUCAAGGAUGUUCGGUAUAUCUAUACGCCUUUUGACUCUUCCCUCUGUGGUGUGAAACUAGAAGCCAACAGCCAGAAGCAGUAUCUCUUGACUGGUCAGGUCCUCAGUGAUGGAAAAGUCUUCAUCCAUCUGUGCAACUACAUCGAGCCCUGGGAGGACCUGUCCUUGGUGCAGAGGGAAAGUCUGAAUCAUCACUACCAUCUGAACUGUGGCUGCCAAAUCACCACCUGCUACACAGUACCCUGUACCAUCCUGGCCCCUAACGAGUGCCUCUGGACAGACUGGCUGUUGGAACGAAAGCUCUAUGGUUACCAGGCUCAGCAUUAUGUCUGUAUGAAGCAUGUUGACGGCACCUGCAGCUGGUACCGGGGCCACCUGCCUCUCAGGAAGGAGUUUGUUGACAUCGUCCAGCCCUAGUAGGGACCAGUGACCAUCACAUCCGUUCAAGAGUCCUGAAGAUCAAGCCGGUUCUCCUCCCCUGCAGAGCUUUGGCCAUUACUACCUGACCUCUUGCUGCCAGCUAAUAAGAAGUGCCAAGUGGACAGUCUGGCCACUGUCAAGGCAGGGAAGGGGCCAUGACUUUUCCGCCCUGCUCUCAGCCUGUUGCCCCUGCCUCCCAAACCCCAUUAGUCUAGCCUUGUAGCUGUUAAUUGGAAGUGUUUCUUCUGGCUUAGUCUGUUUUCUAAAGCCAGGACUAUUCCCUUUCCUCCCCAGGAAAAUGUGUUUUCCUUUGUCUUAAUCGAUCUGGUAGGGGAGAAAUGGUGAAUGUCAUACAUAUGAGAUGGUAUACUCUUGUGAUGUACAAUACCAGAAGGUAGUUUGACAGCAUCAUAAACAGGCUGACUGGUGGGAAUGAAAACAACAACAUAC
Molecule: messenger RNA, 1654 nt
Organism: Symphalangus syndactylus (siamang)
Lineage: Eukaryota; Metazoa; Chordata; Mammalia; Primates; Hylobatidae
Gene: TIMP4
Product: TIMP metallopeptidase inhibitor 4
Biological process (GO): response to hormone; response to cytokine; negative regulation of endopeptidase activity
Cellular component (GO): extracellular matrix
Molecular function (GO): metalloendopeptidase inhibitor activity; protease binding
Source: RefSeq, a predicted model, not a curated record